AUGGGCCUGGCAUCUUUACCGUCAGAAUUGAUUCUGUACCUUAGCAACUACCUCUCCGACGACAGUCUCAAUGGACUAAUACGCACCCGAAAAUCAUUUGCUCACCUUCUGACUCCGAUACUGUACGAACAAAUCUUCGCCUCUGGAAAGAAGCAUCUGCGACCACAAGUUGAUCUUCCCGACUUGGAUCCAUACAAUUUACCAUUAUCAUGGCAUCACUGCGUCAGCCGUUGGGAAUCCGAUUUGCUUUUGGGGUACAUUCGCUCAAAACCGGCGGAAUUUUUAAUGAGCAUUGACGGUACAAGUCAAACAUUGCUUCAUGUAGUAGCUCGCUCAGAGAAUAUAUUAAUUGCAAACAUACUCGUUCAUGAGAAGUGUUUGAAAAUAAAUAGCGAGGCGCCACAUGUCGGGGUACCGUUAUUCCAAGCGAUCCGAAACGAGAAGGUAGCCAUGUUUAAAUGGCUGAUCUGUAACGGAGCAGAUAUUACGAGACUAGAUCCUCGCGGUCGAACUGUGUUAGAAGAAACGGCUUUGUUUAGUUCAGGCGUUAUGGUCCGAUUUGUUCUGGAUACGCUGAAGGAGCAGGGACAUGAAGUGACGUCGAACACUCUGGAUAAAGCUCUACAUUGUUCACUCUACUCUGGCCGGGAGCUUGCAGUGCGUACACUUCUCGAUCAUGGUGCUGAUCCCUCAUCAGUGGAUGGCUACGGCACCACCGCCCUAGAAGCUGCGGCAGUACACGGCCAUGAGAACAUUGUCCACAUUCUACUUGACUCUGGCGCGAAUCCAUUACCUUUAGAUACCUUUGGCCGAUCUGCACUUACCUGCGCCGCAGAUGGGAAGUGCAGUUGGGAAACCACGCGAAGGAUUCUCGAUGCUGUUCUCAAGGCCGGAGGUGAUAUAAAACAAGUGCAUAUACUGUCAAGUUUUGCGUCUCAGGUCUGUGUACCAGCAGUAAAAGAGCUACUUAGCUAUGGUGUCGACGUACUAUCUCCCAAUGAAUCUGGGGUAACGGCGUUACAUAUGGCCUUGUACCGCUAUUCUGAAAAUCUUACGUCAAAAGAUCGAGAACACUACGAGCAAGUAUGUAAAAUACUUAUUAAAGCUACCAACAGUGCCGUUCAGGACGGAGGAGAGUUUGAUCAUAAUCUGCCGCGCAUAGAGCCUUUGAGAGGUGGAACAUCUUUACACCUUGCUGCAAAGUGCGAUUCAGAGACUGUGAUGCGCAUGCUUAUUGAAAGUGGCGUUGAUACAAAUAUCCUUGAUCUUGAUGGGAAGUCUGCAUUGGACAUUGCUAUUCUUGCUGGCCAUAAGAGUAUUGCUCGUCUGCUUGAGUCUCGACCAGUGGGCUGA
This is a messenger RNA of Talaromyces amestolkiae, 1353 nucleotides long. RefSeq lists its product as uncharacterized. NCBI's taxonomy places the organism in Eukaryota, Fungi, Ascomycota, Eurotiomycetes, Eurotiales, Trichocomaceae. Bases 1 to 1353 code for a protein of 450 amino acids. The transcript has a single exon. Gene Ontology annotation, molecular function: protein binding. The record is from RefSeq and is a predicted model, not a curated record.